This is a messenger RNA of Wallemia ichthyophaga EXF-994, 717 nucleotides long. Its product is annotated as 60S ribosomal protein L6. Gene Ontology annotation, molecular function: RNA binding; structural constituent of ribosome. Gene Ontology annotation, cellular component: ribosome; cytosolic large ribosomal subunit. The coding region runs from base 1 to 717 and encodes 238 amino acids. The record is from RefSeq and is a predicted model, not a curated record. Lineage: Eukaryota; Fungi; Basidiomycota; Wallemiomycetes; Wallemiales; Wallemiaceae. Gene Ontology annotation, biological process: ribosomal large subunit assembly; cytoplasmic translation. The transcript has 3 exons.
AUGGUUUCCUUGCAACAAAGAUCAAGACCUAUCGCUAAGAACGUUGGUCGUCUCACCCGCACCCAACUCUACACCAAGCGUGGUCUCUUCAAGGGUCAAAAGAAGGGUGUUGCUCCUCAAAAGGAGGCUCAAGCUGAGUCCAAGACCAAGACCGUUGGUGGCGCGAAGAACGGUGGUCAACGUCAAGUCCCAACCACCAAGGCUCGCGCUUUCUACCCAUCUGAGGAUGUUGCCGUUCCAACCAAGGCACGUAAGGCCCAACGUCCAACCAAGCUGCGUGAAUCUAUCACCCCGGGAACCGUCUUGAUCUUAUUGGCUGGUCGCUUCAGAGGAAAGAGAGUCGUCUUCCUCAAGCAACUCAACUCUGGUCUCUUGCUCGUCACUGGUCCUUUCAAGGUCAACGGUGUCCCUCUCCGUCGCGUUAACCAAGCCUACGUUAUCGCUACCUCUACCAAGGUCAACGUUGGUGCUGUUGACUCAUCAAAGCUCAACGACGCUUACUUCGCUAAGCCAGCCGUCAAGAACGCCACCAAGGAAGAGGCAUUCUUCGGUGACAAGGUUGAGAAGAAGCAGUACCCUGCUGAGAAGGCCCAAGAGCAAAAGAAUGUCGACAAGGCCAUCCUUGCUGAGAUCAAGAAGGUCGACGGUCUCACCAAGUACCUCAACGCUUCAUUCGGUCUCUCACGUGGUGAAUUCCCACACGAACUCAAGUUCUAA